UCCGAUCAAUCAGUUCUUGCCAAGCUCCACGUUCCUCUCAACCCCCUCUCACCUACCCCUCGCAGUCGAGCUUCCUUACAUAAACGACUGGACUUACCCUUAGAACAAACUCUCGUCAGUCCCGCCAUCAAUCGCAGGAAUUGCACCAUCAAAGUCAACAUGCCUGGAAAGCUUGUCUUGUUCGAUAUCCCCGAUCGGAACGGAGCCUGUUGGUCCCUGAACCCUUGGAAGACUCGACUGGCGCUUAACUUCAAGAGCGUCGACUACGAGACGGAAUGGCUCGAGUAUCCCGACAUCGAGCCUAGGCUCAAGCCAACCGGCCUGGAAGGCGACCCGAACCAGAUCAAACCUUACACUUGUCCCGCUGUGCAGUUCCCCGAUGGUACAUACAUCAUGAAUAGCGCCAAGAUUAUAAAACGCAUCGAGGCCGACUACCCAGAGCCGCCCCUCUACAUCGACUCGGAGGUGCUCCAGUCGAUGUACAACCUUCUCAGCAAGACCUUUGCAGCACUAGUUGCUGUCCUGCUGCCAAACGUCCCCCGGAAAAUGUUGGGCGAGUACAGCGCAGAGUACUUCCAUCGCACCCGAGCGGAGAUUUUUGGGAUGUCACUUGAUGAGCUUGAGAAGGCCAAGGGAGGGGAGGAAGCUUGGACUAAUGCCAAGGAAUCAUUGGAGGGACUUGCUAGUCUUUUGAAUAAGACGGAAGGCCCUUACUUCCUUGGAGAUAAAGUCUCUUACACGGACCUCGUUUUUGUUGGCUUUCUGUACUUCGUCAAGCGAGCUGGCGAGGAACAUUAUCAGCGUCUUUUGCAGCAUUCUGAAUCCUUUGACAAGAUCUACAAGGGUUGCGAGAAGUGGCUGGAACGGGAUGAUCAUUGAGCAAGCACUUCUCGUGCGGGGGGUCAGAAGACUGAACGAUAUGUACCGAAGUCGGUUUUUCGUGAGAAAAACAAAUGAGAUCUGUCUAUUGUAAUGCU
Messenger RNA from Colletotrichum phormii, 977 nucleotides. RefSeq lists its product as uncharacterized. NCBI's taxonomy places the organism in Eukaryota, Fungi, Ascomycota, Sordariomycetes, Glomerellales, Glomerellaceae. The transcript has 3 exons. Bases 160 to 879 code for a protein of 239 amino acids. The record is from RefSeq and is a predicted model, not a curated record.